This is a messenger RNA of Sebastes umbrosus (honeycomb rockfish), 1874 nucleotides long. RefSeq names its product tetraspanin 18b (gene tspan18b). Gene Ontology annotation, cellular component: membrane. The transcript is spliced from 9 exons. The coding region runs from base 280 to 1056 and encodes 258 amino acids. NCBI's taxonomy places the organism in Eukaryota, Metazoa, Chordata, Actinopteri, Perciformes, Sebastidae. The record is from RefSeq and is a predicted model, not a curated record.
CUUGAACAGCACUGGGAUCGCAGAUCUCGGAGCGGUGGAUUUUAUUAGCUGGACGCUCCGUGGACAUCCCAGCUGAUCGGCAUUGCUCUGUUUUAUUUGAAUACUUUUCCUCUCGGCUUCUCAAAUCGGUUGUUUUGGAGACAUUUUCUCAGGAAACAUCCUGUCACAGACGGAGGUUUCUGCACUGAGCUGCGCUUUGAGCCCAUGAAAAGAGGAGAGGAGAGGGAACCGAGAGGAGUCAUCAGCUUCACCUGAACAAAGAAGAGGCACAAGAUACACAUGGGGCAGGGAGAAGCUUCAGCGCGGGGGACGACCAUGGAGGGGGAUUGUCUCAGCUGCAUCAAGUACCUCAUGUUUGUCUUCAAUUUCCUCAUCUUUCUGGGGGGCUCUUUCCUCCUGGGAGUGGGAGUGUGGGUACUGGUGGACCCCACAGGUUUCAGGGAAAUUGUGGCAGCCAACCCCCUGCUGUUCACUGGUGUCUACAUCAUCCUGGGCAUGGGAGGCAUGCUCUUCCUUCUGGGCUUCCUCGGGUGCUGUGGAGCCAUCCGCGAAAACAAGUGUCUGCUCCUCUUUUUUUUCAUGCUCAUCCUGCUCAUCUUCUUAGCAGAGCUGGCUGCUGCCAUCCUGGCCUUCAUAUUCCGGGAGCAUCUGACCAGAGAGUACUUCACCAAGGAGCUGAAGAGACAUUAUCAGGGCUACAACAACACUGACGUCUUCACCUCCACAUGGAAUGCCAUCAUGAAUACAUUUGACUGCUGUGGGGUGAACAGCCCAGAGGAUUUUAAGGACAGCCUGUUCAGGAUGAUCAACCCAACUCAAAUUGUGCCAGAUGCCUGCUGCCAGCGUGCCAGUCAGACCGAGGAGUUGGCCUAUAUCAACCAGCACCAGUGCUUAACAGGCAAUAUGAUGUUCCGCAAUAACAAGGGCUGUUACUCUGCAGUAGUUGACUACUUUGAGCUGUACAUCUAUGUGGCUGGAGCGCUGGCCAUUGUGGUGCUGACCAUUGAGCUCUUUGCGAUGGUCUUUGCAAUGUGUCUCUUCAGGGGAAUCCAGUAGAGCUGCUCCAUCUGUGAACUUCUUUUUUUUUUUUUCUUAAAAAAAAGGGAAUUCAGGAGAAAAUAACAAAAAUGGACACUUGUAAAUUUGUUGAUCUCUUUUUUCUAUUGGCUAAUUGGUAGAAAAACAAACUCUUGUACUUCACAGCUGGACUUUUGAGGUACUGGGUGGCAAAAAAAACAACAACACGUGCACAGAAACACAUACAUAAACCAUAGAGAAGAAAGUGGGAGAUCAGACACAAAACUGAUGUAAAAAGAUUUGUGUGUAAAGUGGAAACAGUCAUUUUUUUUGGACCAGGUCUAGCACAGACUGGGUGUAAAGUGGACCAGGCAUGAGGACCAGGUGAAGCCUGAGCAGAAGGCACUGCACUGACGUUUGGAUGAAGAAUAUUUAUAUUAAGUAAAGUUGGCUUAACUGUAAAAAAUGUGUUUUAUGUACACUUUGGCUGUUUACCCUUUUUCCUGCUCAUACUGUAUACUGUAACACUCCCUCCCUCCAUACGCCUUUUUUUACAGCCACUCUUCUUUAAAGCUGUAAUAUGUAAGCUCUGUGUGUGUGUGCGUGUGUAUGUGUACAUACUGGAUGCUCUUUUUGAAUGUGUAUGAACUAGUUUGUGAGCAUGUUGUGAGCUCGUGGCUCUUCAUGACCCCCUCCCGAGCUUGAAAGCCAACCUCCUGAUUCUUUUUUCUAUUUGUGUGGUGAUGUUUAUUGCAGUAGCGGUUAUAAUGUGGUUUUAGGUGGUGAAAUGUAUGUGUAUGCAUUUGUAUUAGACUCUUGAAAAGUCAAUGACAUACAGUAAAUGGCAUUCUAAAUGA